AAAAUGUUUCGUUCCGUCUAAAAGAAAUAAAUGAAAUAAGGGACCAAAUUGAUAAAUUCUGUAAUUACCCAUCCUAAAACCCUAAGCCCCUCUCACUUGUAUAAAAACCAAAGCUUUAUACUUGCAUCUUCUCCGUCAUUUGCAAGCCCACUGUCCUCGCUCUAUAGGCUUCUCUACUCCUCUCAUCUUCUGCUAGCUUUGAAUCAUGUCGAGGAGAAAGGUUAGGGAGCCAAAGGAAGAGACUUCGAACCUUGGGCCUGCUGUACGAGAAGGAGAGCAUGUUUUUGGUGUUGCCCACAUUUUUGCAUCAUUUAAUGACACUUUCAUUCAUGUGACUGAUUUGUCUGGAAGAGAAACUAUGGUUCGUAUUACAGGUGGUAUGAAGGUGAAAGCUGACAGGGAUGAAUCUUCACCUUAUGCGGCUAUGCUUGCUGCACAAGAUGUUUCCCAGAGAUGCAAGGAACUUGGAAUUACUGCUCUUCACAUCAAACUACGUGCUACAGGAGGGAACAAAACCAAGACUCCUGGUCCAGGUGCUCAGUCUGCUCUGAGGGCUCUUGCUCGCUCUGGGAUGAAAAUUGGCCGUAUUGAGGAUGUGACUCCCAUUCCCACCGACAGCACCCGUAGAAAGGGUGGUAGAAGAGGGAGAAGGCUGUAAACUAGCACCGUCUAUUCUAGCAAUCUACCUUUCAGUUUUGGUGGUAGUACUUUUGGUAUUCGAUGUGAUACUUUUUUGUAGUUUUAACCAACUUGGUUGUCCUGGGAUUUAUUUGAGUAGAACAAAAUCAAUGGUUCUGAAUGUAUCUUCACUUAUUGUCAUGUCCCUGGUACUUUUUAGAUUGAAUCUUCCGUUAUAAGUAGAUAUCCUUUAUGAAAGGAGUACUAUCUUUGAUUAAAAAA
Durio zibethinus is the source of this 900-nucleotide messenger RNA. RefSeq names its product small ribosomal subunit protein uS11z-like. NCBI's taxonomy places the organism in Eukaryota, Viridiplantae, Streptophyta, Magnoliopsida, Malvales, Malvaceae. Gene Ontology annotation, biological process: translation. Gene Ontology annotation, molecular function: structural constituent of ribosome. Gene Ontology annotation, cellular component: ribosome. The record is from RefSeq and is a predicted model, not a curated record.